UUCGCCACUACCCCAGCAACACAAGCAGCAGCAGCUUCAAACUUACAGCAGCACUGCCCCGCACUGAGCUGAUCGUAAGAUCGUUUCUGCUCGGCCGAUCGCUAGUGCACCAAUGGCCUCCGCCAACAGCUGGACCCUCGAGAUCGCGUCCCCGGUGGCCGCGCCGCGCCUGUUCCGCGCCGCGGUGAUGGACUGGCACACCCUGGCUCCCAAGCUCGUCUCCCUCGUCGUCGCCAGCGCCCACCCCGUGGAGGGCGAGGGCGGCGUCGGCAGCGUCAGGCAGUUCAACUUCACCUCAGCCAUGCCGUUCAGCUUCAUGAAGGAGAAGCUCGAGUUCCUGGACGUGGACAAGUGCGAGUGCAAGUCCACCCUCGUCGAGGGCGGCGGCAUCGGCGUGGCCAUCGAGUCCGCGACGUCGCACAUCAAGGUGGAGCCGGCGGCCGGCGGCGGCAGCGUGGUGAAGGUGGAGUCGACGUACAAGCCGCUGCCGAGCGUGGAGAUGAAGGAGGACGACGUCGCCAAGGCCAAGGAGUCCGUCACCGCCAUCUUCAAGGCCGCCGAGGGCUACCUCGUCGCCAACCCGGACGCCUACAACUAAAUCGAUCGAUGGAGUGGGAUGCGAUUGCGACCUUGGAAUACGUGUGCGGAGCUUUGGGGUUUCCUUUUUUUUUCAUACGAAAUAAAGCGGUUCUAUGCAGUGCAUGGUGUGUGGACGAGAUGUUGAAAGUGGUAUGUACGAUGCUUGUGUUGUUUGGUUAUGUAUACCCUCAUGGUUUUCUAUGGGAACAAAAAGGUUAUGUAGACUGUACGCUGUGUACGAGGUAUUCUGUUUUCCAAUUCUAUGAGUCUGAGUGUGUGACCGAAUAA
Molecule: messenger RNA, 867 nt
Organism: Setaria italica (foxtail millet)
Lineage: Eukaryota; Viridiplantae; Streptophyta; Magnoliopsida; Poales; Poaceae
Product: pathogenesis-related protein 1
Exons: 2
Coding region: 113-598 (161 amino acids)
Biological process (GO): defense response; abscisic acid-activated signaling pathway
Cellular component (GO): nucleus; cytoplasm
Molecular function (GO): protein phosphatase inhibitor activity; signaling receptor activity; abscisic acid binding
Source: RefSeq, a predicted model, not a curated record